Molecule: messenger RNA, 2673 nt
Organism: Alternaria atra
Lineage: Eukaryota; Fungi; Ascomycota; Dothideomycetes; Pleosporales; Pleosporaceae
Exons: 1
Coding region: 1-2673 (890 amino acids)
Biological process (GO): proteolysis
Molecular function (GO): serine-type endopeptidase activity
Source: RefSeq, a predicted model, not a curated record
AUGGCCGCAGAGACCUCCACCUCGCAAGCGGAUACUUCAGAGCUCAUAGUUUUGUUCAAAGAAGAGGCGGCUAUUGCUGCAGCGGUGCAUGGUUUUACGCUGCGAUCUGUCAACACAUCUCCGAUACAGUCCAUACUGGACAAAUACAAUGCCUCUAGUCAAAGCCUCUUCGGGCUGAGUUCGGAACGCCUCCAGCAACAGCGGGCUGGCAUUGCCUCUAUAGCUACAGCAGAACCCGUAGAUCAACGUCGAAUCGAAGUCCCCGAUCUUUCGAGAUUCCACAGGGUGUAUGCGCCACAGGAACGGCUUGAGCAGCUGGCAAAGAAACUCCUGGCAAACGAUCAUGUCGAGGCUGCAUACGUAAAACCGCCGGUCUCAGUUCCGCUCGCUUUCACGGCUCGAAUUAGUGCCGCCGUGCCAGCGCCGGCUGUCACGCCGAGUUUUCUCGAUCGUCAGGGCUAUUUAGACGUCGCACCAGGUGGCAUUGAUGCCAAACUGGCGUGGACUGUGCCAGGAGGAAAAGGCAAAGACAUUCGUGUUAUCGACUGCGAGAACGGUUGGCGAUUCACGCACGAAGACCUUUUGGCAAACCAAGGCGGCGUUGUUGCCGGUACUUCCUCUUCUGUUCAAAGCAAUAUAGAUCAUGGCACUGCCGUACUCGGCGUCAUCAGUGGCGACGACAACAACUUCGGUAUUACUGGCAUUACUCCAGAUGCAAUUAUAAGCGCGUCCUCGUGGAGUUCGGGAUCAAGUGCUGCAGCGAUCAAGGCGGCUGCAGACAAGCUCCGCCCUGGUGAUAUCAUUCUGCUCGAGGGGCAUAGACCAGGGCCGAAUGCACCGAACCCUCCUCCAUUUCCCGGAAGCCAGCUUGGAUUCGUUGCCAUCGAGUGGUGGCCCGAUGACUUUGCAGCUGUACAGUAUGCUGUCGCAAAAGGUAUCGUGGUCGUGGCGGCGGCAGGAAAUGGAUUUGAAGAUUUGGAUUCGUCCAUCUAUAACACGCCCAUGACCGGCUUUCCCGCAAGUUGGAGAAAUCCUUUUAGUCCUCAAAAUCCAUCCUCUGGAGCUAUUAUUGUUGGCGCAGGUCAAUGCCCACCAGGAACACAUGGCAGAGCUACACUCCCAGACAGAUCACGUUGUGAUUUCUCCAAUUGGGGAUCGAGAGUCGAUGUCCAAGGCUGGGGGGUAGAGGUAACUACCACUGGGUAUGGUUAUCUUCAGAGUGGUUCUAGCCAAGAUGUGUGGUACACAGACACAUUCAACGGCACAUCCAGCGCUUCACCAAUUGUCACGGGCGCGUUGACCAGUGUCCAGGGCGUCUUAAAAGCAAGAGGACGCCGCCUGCUCACCUCACCUGAAGCGCGCAUACUAUUGCGAAGUUGCGGUUCGGCGCAGCAGGAUGAGCCCAGUCGCCCAGCACGUCAGAGGAUAGGUAGCAGACCAGACCUGCGCGCACUUAUCCCUGCCGCAGCAAGAUUCCGCUGCCGCAGCGCUGACUUCAACGGCGAUGGUCGGGCGGAAACUCUUGUUACCAGUCCCACUGGCAUCGCUUUACUGCAACAGGCUGGCUCAAUCCUGACAUCGACUGCGACCCACGGGAAUGGUACCACCCUUAACGGCGGAUGGCUUUUGAACACCGCCGAAGAUUUCUUUGGUCCUGUCGCGGACUAUGACGGCGAUCGACGUGCCGAAGUCUUCGUGACCAGUCGAUCGAGCAUAGCUAUCUUGAAACAAGUAGGCUCAACCUUGUCAGCAUCCAUGGUCCAGCCAAAUGGCACAAGAUUCGGAGAAUGGCUUCUCAAUACUGCAGACAACUCCUUCGGACCUGCUGCAGAUUUUGACGGCGAUGGAAGAGAAGAGUUGCUUGUAUCUAGCCCUUGGGGUAUUGGGCUUUUGAAGCAAAACGGCACUACCAUGUCUCAGCUCAUGAUAGCCCACAAUGGCACUCGCUUUGGCGAGUGGCUGCUUAACACUGCAGACAACGAAUUUGGCCCUGUAGGAAAUUUCAACGGCGACGCGAAAAAAGAAAUUCUCGUUGUCAGUCCUUGGGGCAUCGGUAUCCUGCAGUAUGAUGGUGGGUCUUUCAGAGUAUUGAGAAUGGCCCCGAACGGUACGCGUUUCGGGGGCUGGCUUCUCAACACAGCGGACAAUCGAUUCGGACCAGUCGGUGACUUCGACGGUGAUGGACACGAUGAAAUCAUUGUCACUAGCCCUUGGGGUAUUGGUAUGCUGAAGCUGGUCGGAUCCGAGAUCACUGUCCCGAUGAUGAAACCAAACGGGACUCGCAUGGGGGAGUGGCUACUGAACACUGGGGACAACAGCUUCAGUCUCGCUCGCGAUUUCAACGGUGACCGGAAAGCGGAAUUACUGGUAACAAGUCCAUGGGGUAUGGCUCUCCUCGCACUAACCAAUGACACAAUGACGCCGAUCGUGAUGAAGCAAAACGGAACAAGGUUCGGAGACUGGCUGUUGAACACAGCAGAUAAUCGCUUGGGCACGGCAGUUGAUUUCGAUGCGGAUGGGAAGGCUGAACUUCUCGUCACUAGCCCGUGGGGCUUAGGGAUCCUCAAGCAGGCUGGUAAUACCUUAAUAGCACCAGUCAUGGCGCCAAAUGGAAGGGUUGCUGGUGGAUGGACAAUCGACACGGCAGCUAAUGAUUUUGGGCAUGGGAUUUGA